This is a messenger RNA of Acomys russatus (golden spiny mouse), 848 nucleotides long. It is a transcript of the gene Sit1, whose product is annotated as signaling threshold regulating transmembrane adaptor 1. NCBI's taxonomy places the organism in Eukaryota, Metazoa, Chordata, Mammalia, Rodentia, Muridae. The transcript has 4 exons. Gene Ontology annotation, cellular component: plasma membrane. Gene Ontology annotation, biological process: T cell homeostasis; regulation of T cell activation; signal transduction. Gene Ontology annotation, molecular function: kinase binding. The record is from RefSeq and is a predicted model, not a curated record. Bases 2 to 655 code for a protein of 217 amino acids.
UAUGGGAGUGACUCUCACACCAGCAACAGUCACGAACAGAGAUGACAACUGCACCUGCCUUCCACCAGCUUUCGGGAUCCCCUCCAUAGCCCAGGCAUGGGGACUGUGGACCGUCUUAGCGGUUGUGACAGUGCUUUUUCUCAUCUCCCUGGCUGCACUCUUGUCCCAGUGGACCAGUGGUAGGAGCAGGAACCAGGAGGGACAGGGACGCUCCGGAGGGUCCGUGGAAGAAGUUCCCCUGUACGGGAACCUGCUCUACCUACAGACAGGACGGCUGUCCCAAGAACCCAGGCCAGAGCAGCAGGACCCAUCCUCUGGAGGCCCUGGCAGGGUGAGUCAGCUGGCUGAAGAAAAAGGGAGGGAAGGAAACGGGGACCGGUCCCGAGGGUCCAGAGACCGUCCAACAGCCUCGCACCUCCAGGCUGCGGAGGAGGCGAUGUGCUACACAAGCCUGCAGCUGCGACCUCCUCAGGGUCGGAUCCCUAGCGCCGGGACCCCCAUCAAGUACUGUGAGGUGGUGCUGGACUCUGAGCCAAAGCCCCAGACCCCAGGUCCGGAGCCGGAACUCUACGCCUCGGUGUGUCCCCAGACACGCAGAGCCCGGGCUUCCUUCCCAGAUCAAGCCUAUGCCAACAGCCAGCCUGCACCCAGCUGAGGAGGACCGGGAACUGUGGGCACCCAUGGGUCAGGGAACUCCUGCUGCCCUGGCUGAGGGCAUGCCCAGCUCCUAACUAGCCUCCAGGACAUCCAGCCAUGGCUGAGUGACAGGUGAUGCUCUACCCUGAGCUGCAAGACAUACAAUCUCAGAGUAUGAAGGCUCCUGGCUUCCUGAGGAUGGACUUGAAAAA